Messenger RNA from Salmo salar (Atlantic salmon), 2118 nucleotides. It is a transcript of the gene gng10, whose product is annotated as guanine nucleotide binding protein (G protein), gamma 10. NCBI's taxonomy places the organism in Eukaryota, Metazoa, Chordata, Actinopteri, Salmoniformes, Salmonidae. The record is from RefSeq and is a predicted model, not a curated record. Gene Ontology annotation, molecular function: G-protein beta-subunit binding. Gene Ontology annotation, biological process: G protein-coupled receptor signaling pathway. Gene Ontology annotation, cellular component: heterotrimeric G-protein complex.
UUGCAUGACGCCCCUGGUCCUCCCCAUCUGAGGAUGUGGCUUCCUGCUUCAAAAGUUUGGGAAGUGAAUUUUUUUUCUUCUUCUUCUUCUUCUUCUUUUUACCAGUCCAGAAAGCGCCGUUUCCCGUCAAUAUUUCUAAUAGUUUCUCAAACAAUUUAACAACAACAAAAAACACGAAUUAAAGAAAGAAAUCAUCAGCAUGACGUCUAAUUCCAACGUGUCCAACAUGCGUCGACUCGUAGAACAGCUGAAACUCGAAGCCAGUUUGGAACGGAUUAAGGUGUCUCAGGCAGCGGCAGAGCUCCAGCAGUACUGCCAUCAGAAUGCAGCUAAAGAUGCUCUGCUGGUUGGAGUUCCCACAGGCUCCAACCCCUUCAGAGAACCACGAUCCUGUAACUUGUUCUAAGGACAGGACACAAAAGCGCUGGAAUCACACAGAGGAAAACUUAUGUUGGAAUCCAAAAACGAUGGAAAAGUGAUCAGAUUGCAUUAAUUUGAGAGAUAGAUAUAUUUUCUCUUGUGCCACGUGGCUUUGUCAUGUUUCUUUAAUAAUAUAUAUCAUAUGAAGUUAUAAUAUGUUUGUAUAUGGAGCUCCUUUUUUAUAUUUGUUUCUUGGAUGUUAGUAUUUUUAGUCCCAAAGUUAUAAUUUCUUCAUUUAUUUUUUUUUUUACGAGUUUGGUAACAUUUGAAAGGAACUUGAUCUUAUACAGGAGCUGUGAAUUAGGUCGAACGCUGCUGUAGUUACGUUGUUACGUUGUUCUUUAGUAAUUGCUUUUGUUUUUUUGCAUCGCAUCAUCUUAAACUGAAGAGAUGUUUUAAGUCGGGGUCGGGCUCGACACUGCCUCGGAAUCGUAAAACUCCUUCCUUUCCUGUUGUUGAGACGUCGACGCUUAAUGGAAACCGCUUAUAGUCAGUGACAGGAAGCUAGGUCUUCCUGUUUUAAACUCGCCAAAGAUACUUAUAAUUCACAUGGAAUUCCAGUUAUUUUCAGUUACUUUCAGUUAAUUCACAACAUAAAAUAUGUUGUGCUGAGACGGGACAACAGCCAAGGACUUGAACUUGAUCGGUUUCUUUUAACGUCAUGGAAAAGCUGUAACUGAUACCAAGGAAAGCACUUUCCACCCAUGGACGGAUGUUUCUGCCACCAUCCACUGUCAACAGAGCCCCUGACCGCAGGAAGUUACUGUGACUUCCCUUUCCCUUUAACUUAGAACGUGUCCUAAAUGGCACCUUAUGGCCCAUAGGGCUCUGGUCAAAAGUAGUGUACUAUAUAUAGGGAAUAGGGUUCCAUAGGGCUCUGGUCAAAAGUAGUGUACUAUAUAUAGGGAAUAGGGUUCCAUAGGGCUCUGGUCAAAAGUAGUGUACUAUAUAUAGGGAAUAGGGUUCAAUAGGGCUCUGGUCAAAAGUAGUGUACUAUAUAUAGGGAAUAGGGUUCCAUAGGGCUCUGGUCUAAAGUAGUGCACUAUAUAUAGGGAAUAGGGUUCCAUAGGAUCUCUGGUCUAAAGUAGUGCACUAUAUAUAGGGAAUAGGGUUCCAUAGGAUCUCUGGUCUAAAGUAGUGCACUAUAUAUAGGGAAUAGGGAUCCAUUUGGGACAUAGCGUUAUUUUUGCCAUAUCCUGUUUGAUACAAGAGCGGCAGUCGUGUGUCCAGGGACCAAAGUUCUCUUUCGCAAGGACGCCUAACAUGCCCACAAACGUUACAAACACACUCAUUAUUGCCAUCGCUUCUUCCUGUCUCCGAGUGGAAAAACUUAAAUCAGGCUUCUAAUUGGCAUAUAGCCAUUGUUGUGUGAAUCCCAGAUUCCCUCAUUAAUGAUUGUUAUUAGUGGUUUUCCCAGUAGAGGGUAAUGUCAUUUCAACAUGUCUGCUGAUGCAGGUUAGCCUAUUUCUUCUUACCAGCCUGGUUACACCACAACAGAAAACGCUGACUUACAGUACUUCUGGUUUUUCGGGGAGCAAAUAAAACUUUAUUUGUCACAUACGCCCGAAUACAACAAGUGUAGACUUUACAGUGAAAUGCUUAUUUACAAGCCCUUUAACCAACAGUGCAAUUCAAGAGUUAAGAAAAUAUUUACCAAGUAGACUAAAAUAAAAAGUACUAAUAAAAAGUAACGCAAUA